This is a messenger RNA of Chlorocebus sabaeus (green monkey), 908 nucleotides long. NCBI's taxonomy places the organism in Eukaryota, Metazoa, Chordata, Mammalia, Primates, Cercopithecidae. The record is from RefSeq and is a predicted model, not a curated record.
CCCGGGCAACAGAGCGAGACUCUGGAUCUAGACAAAAAAAAAAAAAAAGAAUUAUAAUGUGUAGGAUUGUGAAUGAUCACUCUAAUCAACCAGUGGGCAAGUUGCUUUGCUCAGCGUAAGUUCAAACUGCCACAUCAGAACGUUAUUUGAGUGUAUACAUAUGCAACCAUUAAAAGUGGCCGUUACCACGAUGCAUUCUGGGAAAGGAGCAGCACCAAAUCCAAGAUGGCGGCCAGCAGGAGGCUGAUGAAGGAGCUUGAAGAAAUCCGCAAAUGUGGAAUGGAAAACUUCCGUAACAUCCAGGUUGAUGAAGCUAAUUUAUUGACUUGGCAAGGGCUUAUUGUUCCUGACAACCCUCCGUAUAAUAAGGGGGCCUUCAGAAUCGAAAUCAACUUUCCAGCAGAGUACCCAUUCAAACCACCGAGGAUUACGUUUAAAACAAAGAUCUAUCACCCGAACAUCGACGAAAAGGGGCAGGUCUGUCUGCCAGUAAUUAGUGCUGAAAACUGGAAGCCAGCAACCAAAACCGACCAAGUAAUCCAGUCCCUCAUAGCACUGGUGAAUGACCCGCAGCCCGAGCACCCGCUUCGGGCUGACCUAGCUGAAGAAUACUCUAAAGACCGUAAAAAAUUCUGUAAGAAUGCUGAAGAGUUUACAAAGAAAUAUGGGGAAAAGCGACCUGUGGACUAAAAUCUGCCACGACUGGUUCCAGCAAGUGUGAGCAGAGACCCCCGUAGUACAUUCAGACACCUCCUCGAAAAGAAGGACUCUGUGGAAAUCGACGUGCCACCGCCUGGCGUUCGCUUGCAGCAGUUACUGACUUUCUACAGUUUUCUUAAUUAAAAGUGGUCUAGGUAACCUGUAAAGAAAGGAUUAAAAAUUUAAGAUGUUCUAAAAAAAAAAAAAAA